Molecule: messenger RNA, 1416 nt
Organism: Penicillium expansum
Lineage: Eukaryota; Fungi; Ascomycota; Eurotiomycetes; Eurotiales; Aspergillaceae
Exons: 2
Coding region: 1-1416 (471 amino acids)
Source: RefSeq, a predicted model, not a curated record
AUGGAGGGUCCGAAUUUGGGCUCUUUAAAGUACACUUGCAACAGUGUCAGCUGUUUAGGAAAUUACAGUACCAUUUAUGCGGGCUUGAUUAUCGAUGCGGUGCUCGAUUCAGCUAUUUUGAGGGCGAAACUCACCAAGUUGGUUGGAUUAUGGCCAAUCCUCGGCGGUGAUUUGAUCCAAGAUACAAAACCAUGGUCCUUCACCUGUGGUUCUACUGUCGAUUACGCCACCAGGGAUAUUGACCAUUCGCUGGCCACCUAUCUUCCAAUCCAGCACAAACAACAUAGCAACGAACCAACCAUGAUGAGAAGCCCGGAAAUAUCGGCAGUGGAUGAGAAAUUCAUAUUCGACGUCCCUCCCAACCUUGCAAAUAAUUUCCGCCUUCGUGUUACUCUGCUGCGAGAUGCUACUUUGCUCUGUUUUGGAAUUGCGCAUCAUAUUUGUGAUGGUAAUGAUUGCUGUGAGGUGGUCAAAGCAUUUUGCGAUCUAUUGUCUGACAAGCCAAUUCCUUUAUUUGCUCUUCCGCCUGAUGCUGGGGAUGUCCGAAUGUCUGAUCUGAUGAAAGUCAAAAAUGAGUGCACCGAAACGGAAUCCAGUUUACACUACCAGACCCAUGCGGAGAAUUACGCCAUUGGGAUAUUCAAGCUCGCAAUGACUGUGUGGCGCGUGUUGCUAACGAUUCUUGCUGUGAAGCUUGGAUUCCUCGAGGAUCUCACAACCAAGUUUAUAUCUAUUCCAGGAACAUGGGUCGAAGAAUUACGGAUCAAAUCACAGAUGGAGCUGAAAUAUUGUUCCCCCGAGGUUCAACUCACACGAAACGAUGUUAUCGCUGCAUGGUACUUGAAAUCCGUUUAUUCCCCUCAGCCUACGGCUACAUCCCCUAAUCUAGUGGACUACCUUGGGAUUAUCAACUUCCGUCGCUUCCUUGAGCCUCCAAGAGCUGGAACAUACUACAUCCGGUGUAGUGUUGGUGCCCUCCGGUGUAAAUUCACUGUUCAGCAGCUGAAAGAACAGUCAGUUGCUGAGAUUGCACGGGAUAUACGCCUCACAACACUGCAAUAUACAUCCACCGGAUCUGUCCAUCAGAGCCUUCGAUUCUCAGAAGAUCAUACAGCUAAGACUCUCACUUUACCGCUGCGUGGCACUGGAAACAUAGGAUUUGCUGUGGUGUCCCAUUGGACAACAUUCGAUUUUGCAAGCCUUGAUUUCUCCGCCGCCAGUCGUAGUGGCCAAAAAGCGCCAGUCAUAUUCGUCAAUCCUAUGAUUGUAAACACAUGGAACCUCACGAUAGCACCUGUGGCUGUUGUCACUAAGAAUGGGUCUGGAGGCUACUGGAUUCGCGCUACCAAUACACCAACUGGCUGGGAACAGUCCAGCCAGUCUAACAGCAUGGAAAGUCUGUUCCCUGCGCAAUAA